Messenger RNA from Dermacentor albipictus, 1644 nucleotides. NCBI's taxonomy places the organism in Eukaryota, Metazoa, Arthropoda, Arachnida, Ixodida, Ixodidae. The record is from RefSeq and is a predicted model, not a curated record.
AUGGAGGAAAUCGAGAACAUAGAAGAAUGGUCAGCUCACAUCGCGGGGAAGGUCAAGGAGACGACCAAAAUCAUAGAAACGGAUGAGCAGGUCGACAAGGUUGACAGCCGCCUCGCGCACUUAUUCGAAGCAAAGCAAUCUAUCCUAAACAGGUGGAAGAAGCAACGACUAAAUCGGCGCCUAAGGAAGAAGGUGGCGGAGCUGAAUCGCGCCAUCGACGUUCAUUGUCGGCUGCUCUGCACGCAACAAUGGAACGAAAUCUGUAAUGCUGCGGACGGGCAGAUGCAUAGCGGCAAAACCUGGAACUUGAUGCGGCAUCUGCUCGACGAGACUAAAACAAAGUCCCACCAACGCGACCGCCUCGCAAAGAUCAUUCACAGAGCAGUCAAGGAAAACGGGGAAACUGAAGUAAUCAGACGCAUAAACAGCAAGUAUCUUCCGGUCACACCCACCGAAAGGCAUCCUGAGUACGGCGGUCAAGCCAACGAGAAGCUUGACCGCGACAUCAGCGUCGAGGAGGUGCGAGCGGCCCUGCACGACCUAAACAGCAAGUCGGCGGCCGGCCCGGAUCACAUCUCGAACAGAGCGCUCAAGAACCUCAGCGAUUGGAAGGCUGCCAAGACCAUCCUCAUCCCCAAACCAGGCAAGCUGCCGAACACGGGCAACCUCCGGCCCAUCUCGCUCACGUCCUGCGUGGGCAAGGUGUUGGAGCACGUCCUCAUGUGUAGGUGGCAGGAUUACCUGGAGGAGUCGGGACUAUACCCCACCACGAUCAUCGGGUUUCGGCAUUCCCUCGGAAUCCAAGACGCGAUGAUUCUGUUGAAGAAAGAUAUAAUUGACGAAGAUACCCUAACGAAAGACAACAAGGCCAUUCUGGGGCUGGACCUGCAGAGCGCCUUCGACAAGGUGAAGCACUCUGCAAUCCUAGCCCAGGUGUCCAGACUCAACAUGGGCGCAAGAACAUACAAUUAUAUCAAGGACUUUCUGACGGGGCGGACUACCGAGCUCUGCGCCGGCGAUCUACGGCUCCAAGAGAAGAGGCUCGGCAGUGUCGGGACCCCCCAAGGCUCGGUCAUCUCGCCGUUGUUAUUCAACCUCGUUAUGAUCGGGGUGGCCAAGCGACUCUCUCGCGUCGAGGGCGUCCGGCACACCAUCUACGCCGAUGACAUCACGCUGUGGGUUCCGGGAGGCAGCGAUGGUCACAUUGAGAGCACGCUGCAAGAAGCCGUCGACGCGAUUGAAGACCAGCUGAACGGUUCCGGUUUGAUCUGCUCACCGAGCAAGUCAGAACUGCUGGUGUUACCACCGAAAUACGUCAGACGUAAGAAGAGCGAAGCGAGGGAUUACGAGGCCAUCAAGAUCGUGACGAGGAACGGCCACGUGAUCCCGGAGGUCGACAAAAUCCGGGUGCUCGGCAUGAUCAUAGACAAGCGACGGGGCAACGACCCUACCUCACAAGUUCCACAAGGCGACUUCAAAGAAGGCCGCCUCAUAGAAGCACAAGAAGAGCGCCCCAACUCACCGCAGAUCUAUGCGACAAUUGAAACGUGGGAGGCCAAGCUUUCCUUUGAUGGCCUUGACGACCAACGCAGUCUCGUCGCCCGGGCCAAAGAGGCAGCCCAAGACAGAGGGUUCAUGGAAUGA